This is a messenger RNA of Protobothrops mucrosquamatus (brown spotted pit viper), 6295 nucleotides long. It is a transcript of the gene FYCO1, whose product is annotated as FYVE and coiled-coil domain containing 1. NCBI's taxonomy places the organism in Eukaryota, Metazoa, Chordata, Lepidosauria, Squamata, Viperidae. The record is from RefSeq and is a predicted model, not a curated record. Gene Ontology annotation, molecular function: metal ion binding. Gene Ontology annotation, cellular component: lysosome; autophagosome; late endosome. The transcript has 18 exons. Bases 208 to 4803 code for a protein of 1531 amino acids. Gene Ontology annotation, biological process: plus-end-directed vesicle transport along microtubule; positive regulation of autophagosome maturation.
CUAUAUUUUGCCUCUGUGAAUCAUGGGAAUGUAGGAAAAUAUGGAGAUGCUAGCUAAGUGAUGGCUGCCUUGAGUUUGAGACGUAAAGAUACUGAAGAAAUAACUACUUACCACUAACCUGAAGAUUAUUGACAACACAAACUCUUCCUUUUUCACCUAGCCUUGUGAGAAAUUGAAAAGAGCAAUCUCUACAUUUUGGUUUCAACAAUGGCAAGUAGUGGUGAAACUCAGCUACAGAGGAUUAUCCGGGAUAUGCAGGAUGCUGUGACAGAACUGAACAAAGAAUUUUUAGAAGCAGGAGAACCAGUCACAGAUGACUCUAUCAUCUUGCACAAGUUUUCUUAUAAGCUUGAGUACCUCUUGCAGUUUGACCAAAAGGAAAAAUCCACUUUACUAGGCAAUCGGAAGGACUACUGGGAUUAUUUUUGUGACUGUCUCAGAAAGGUUAAAGGUGCAAAUGAUGGUAUUCGCUUCGUCAAGUCUAUUUCAGAACUCCGCACUUCUCUUGGGAAAGGGAGGGCAUUUAUCCGCUACUCCUUAGUGCACCAAAGGCUUGCAGACACUUUACAACAGUGUUUUAUGAAUACCAAAGUAACAAGUGACUGGUACUAUGCAAGAAGUCCCUUCCUCAAUCCAAAACUGAGUUCUGAUAUUGUUGGUCACCUCUAUGAAUUAACUGAAAUUCAAUUUGAUUUGGCAUCAAGAGGCUAUGACUUAGAUGCUGGCUGGCCCACAUUUGCCAGGAGAACAUUGUGUUCACUUGGCUCCUCAGCUUAUCUAUGGAAACCUCCAAGCCGCAGUUCAAGCAUGAGCAGUUUGGUGAGCACCUCUGUGCAGGCUCAAGAGAACCUUUCCAGCCGAAAUGAGAAUAGCUUUUUUAAUACUGAAUCUCUUGAAGGCCUAGAGGAUUUGCACAUGGAUCUUGAUCGGGCAGAGCUGCAGCAGAAGGAACUACAGGAUCAAAUCCAGAAUCUGGAAGGAGAAAAGCAAGAGCUUCAGGCCACUAUUAGCCUUCAGAAGCAGCAAGUGCAAAUGGAAAGAGAAAAGAACAACAGUAUGAUGGAGGAGAAUGACAGGCUUAAAAAAAUGCUAGGGGAGUUAGAAAAACAGAUUUCCCACCUUACUCAGGGCACCAUUCAGGAGUUCCAGAAAUGUUUAGAGACGCUAGAACUGAAUGCAGCUGAGAAGCAGAAAGAAUGCUCUGCAAAGCUUGAGAGCCUGGAGUCCUUGAAAAAUGCCCCUGAUUCCAAAAUCCCUUUGAAUCAAGAGCUAAAGACCAUGGAAAUCUGGUUGGCCAGGAAAGAUCUCUUGAUUAAUGAGCUUACUGCCAAACUAAAAUCAGCAGAGAAGAAAACUGAGGAGCUUGCAGAAAAAGCAAAUAGUCUUAUGGAUGAAAAAAGUCACCAGGCCAUCAGCCAAUAUGAUUCCGUACUAAAGACUGAGUUAUUAAAAAAGCUUUGUUUGGCUGAAGAGGAGAAGGCUGAUGCUCAGAAACUGCAUAGUGAACUUCUUUCUCAUCUUAAAAUUAUGGAAGAGCAAUUCCAUGUGAAAGAAGAGAAACAGAAAGAAUUUGAAUUGAAGUUGAAAAGCCUUACCAUUAGCACUAAGGAAGAAUCUGAAAAAUUGCUUAUUAAUCUGGAAGCCAUGACUAUUGAAAGGGCUGAACUUCAGGAAGAGCUAGCAGUGAAAGACAAAAUGGUAGCUGAUUUUCAAAUCCAGCUGGCAGAUACACUGGGUUAUGUAAAAUCAUUAGAAGAAAAGCUACAGGAAGAAAGAAACGAAAAUGCAGAAUUUGAGAGGCUAUUAAGUCAUACAACAACAUCAACAAUGGGACAAAAAGUAAAAAACUUAAUGGAGCAUCAUGAAUUGCUGAAAGUGCAGCUAGCAAAAUUCAGUGAUAUGGUGAAAAGUUUAGAAAAGCAAAAAGGGGAAGUUGUUAUGGAAAGAGACGAUCUCAAAACAAGAGUAUUGGAAAUGGAACACCAGAUCACAAAACAAUGCUUCUUGUUGAGAAAUUCCUUUGAAGAAAAUGAAAACUUCAAAUCCCAGAAUACAAAACAGCAGCAAACCUAUCAGAAGUUGAAAGAAAAGUGCAACGAAUUAGAUAUAUCUAAAUCAUUUUUAGAAGGAGAAGUGGCUCGAUUAACAGCCUCUGAGAAACAUCUCCAGAGUCAGAUAGAUGAUGCCAUGAUACCUGUGGACGAAAAAGAGAAGAUACUUCGAGAAAAGAACAAGCUGUUGGAUGAAAACUUGCAAAAUGCUACAAGAAAGAACCAGCUUUUUGAUGAAAAGCUAAAGGCUCUACAAACCGAUUACCAAGAAUUGAAACAAAAUGAAAAUAGGACUGCAGAAUUCUUAAGUGUAGUUCAGGCCGAACUCCAGAAUGCCGAGGAACAUAAUCUGCAAAUGGAAAAGAAUCUGUCUUGUUCAAGGCAAAGUGAAGAAUCUCUGAAGUUACAGCUCACAGAGAAAAUUGAGUUAUUAGAAGGCCUGGAGAAUCAGUGCAGCCAACUUUGGGAACAGGCUGAGGAGUAUAGAAUUAAAAUUGAAACCCUUGAGGAAAAUGGCCUUCAUCAAGCAGAAAUAAUUGAAUCUCUUACAUCUGAAAAGAUUUCCGUAGAUAAAACCCAAUUGGAAUUGGUAUCUUGUCAAGAGAGAGAAGCUGAAGAUUUGACAUUAAUACUGGCUAUUUCUGAGGAACAGCAGAAUAUCAGUCGGGUAUCUAGGCUGAUAUCUAGGCUCCAGGAGGAAAUUAUAGAAUUUCAAACCAAGCUUCAGCAGACAACUGCAGAGAAACAAAAGCUUCAGGGCAAAUUGGAUGUUACAGAAACUGUUUUAAGUGAACAAAAAUUAUUGUCUCAGCAGCUAAAAGAGCAAAAUGAAACACUGAACAGAAACCAUGUGCAGGAACUACUUCAAUGUAAAGAAGAAGAGAAAAUGCAGAAAAAUGAAUGGAAAAAUUUAGCCCAACAGAAAGCUGAAUUGGAAAAGAAUAUGGUGUCCCUGACAGAUGAAUUGUCCAAGGUCAGGAGUGAUUUGGAAGUUGUUAAUAUGGAAAACAUGGAAAUCAAGGACCAUCUCCAAAGAACCAACAUGGACAUGGCUGAGCUGGGUAUUCAGAUUUGCUCUCUGACAUCUGAAAAGACAGAAGUGGAAGAGAAGCUCUCCCAAGUCAAAGAGGAGCUCAGAGCUAUCAAAGAAAUAUCAAUCAAAGAACAAGAGAGGCUGCAGCUUGAGUUGACAAGAUUCAGUAAUGAGAAACAAGAAUUACAAGAGAAAUUGGAAGAUUCAAACGUUUGUGCUGCCAUCAUACCUGACCUGCAAACUCAGCUGGAAUUGGCAGAGAAACAAACCAAGUGUUUGCAAGAAACCAGCAAAGAGGAGGUAGCUACUGUCAAAUUUCAACUGAGCACAGAAAUUCUAAACUAUCAGACAAAAUUUAAGGCUCUCAGUGAAGAAUGUGAAAAAUUAAAGGAAGAACUUGAAGAACAGAACCGACAGGCAAAUGCUGCAGAAGAGGCACUCAAGGAAAUGCAGGCUGUGAAAAGAAACCUGCAUGUACAACUGAACCUUUCCAUGGAUCAAGUGACUGAGUACAAAGCAAUCCAGCAAAAAAAAGAUGAAGAAAUUGCAGAACUGAAAGAAGAUCUUAAAAGAGCCCAGACAGAAGUCAGCAGAACAAAUGAACAAAUUCAAGACCACUGUGAUAAAUUCAACGAGAUGAAAUCAGAGCAAGACAACAAUGAGGCCAAGUUACUGGCUGAACUGGAUGAUCUAACUAAAACAAAGAAGUUCUUAGAGGAAAAACUAAUUGAACUUCUCAGGGACAAGGAUGCUCUUUGGCAGAAAUCAGAUGCUCUGGAAUUCCAGCAGAAGCUCAUAGCCGAACAAAGAUGGCUUGGUGAUGCUGAAGUCACUUGUUGUUUAGACUGUCAAAAAGAAUUUGGCUGGAUGAAUCGCCGACAUCAUUGCAGAAUGUGUGGCCGCAUUUUCUGCUAUUACUGCUGCAACCAUUAUGCCGUUUCAAAGCAAACUGGAAAGAAAGAACGCUGUUGUCGAGCUUGUUUUAAAAAAGUGACUGCCAAUCCUGUUGAUUCUGAAUUAAACUUUACACCAGAAGAAUCACCAUCAUCAAGUCUGCUGGCCUCACCAUUGUCCCUGGUCCGCAAAAUUUUGGUUACAAACGAAACCUCUAAGUCUACAGAUGAUUCAAUAUUUGAUAUAAUAACAGAUGAAGAAGUGGGUCAAAUACAAGAAGGUGACUCUGCUCACAGCAAAAAUCAAACUGAAGAAUCUCUGGAUCAUGAUGUUCCUGACUUAAACAGCUCCUCAACUGUUGAUGAAUCUGAUGAUUUGAAAAUGGCCCAAGAUGCAGAGAUCUGCUUGCUGAAGUCAGGAGAAAUGAUGUUAAAGCUACCUCUCACAGUGGAGGAGAUUUUAAAGUUUGGAGAAGGUACCAGAGAACUGUUUAUUAAGUCAAGUACUUACAGCAUUAUUCCAAUCACUGUAGACGAGACUGGCCUUACAAUAAGUUGGGUGUUUUCAUCAGACCCAAAGAGCAUAUCGUUCAGCGCAGUGUACAAGCAAUCAGAAGACACCUCUCUGGAUCAAUGCAAAGUUCUUAUUCCUAUGACUCGCUGCAAUUCUCAUAAGGAAACCAUCAGAGGGAAUGUAAAAGUCCGAAAUCCUGGAAUUUACAUACUUAUUUUUGACAACACUUUUUCUAGAUUUAUCUCAAAAAAAGUUUUUUUCCACCUAUCUGUUCAACGGCCAGUGAUUUAUGAUGGAAGUGAUUUUCCAUAGUUCUUCCUGUAUGAUAUAUCUUGCAAGAAAUACUAUUAUUUUUGUAUGAGUGUGUUUGUGUGUGCGCGUCUGUGUGUACAUGUGUAUGUGUAUGUGUGUCUGUGUGUACGCAUACAGACACACACACAUAUACAUAUGAAGCACCAAAAUCACAGAAGGAUAUAAAAUCUUCCAAGAUUUAUGCAAUAAUUCAGAAAUAUAUAUUUAAAUACAUGCAUGAGAAAAAAGCAUAGCUUUUAUGAGAGCAAUAAUGAUUCUACACUGUGUGCCAGUUAUUCAAAAGCCAUUUUGUUUAUUAAACAGACAAAAUAGUUAUAUUCUGCUGCAUUUGAUACCAAAAAAUUUAUUAAAAAGCUAAGAAUAGGAAAUUUAUUUUUCAAUUUAGAAGAUUUAACAUAUGUAUAACACUAAUUAUUGUUAGUUAUAUUGAGUCAGCAACAGACAGACAGACAACUAGAAAAUCAGUUUUGCAUAAACAUUAACACUGAUAAAGCUUUAAGUCCCCUGCCUGAUCAUGCUAUACAAUUACCAUGAAGUAAAAUAAAACAUCUGGUGCAAGCUACUCUUUUAUCUAAACAAGUUAUAGCCAUACCAACAUGUUACACAGACUUUGGUCCAGAAAAAAAAUCCUAAAAAAUAUAUUUACUUUUACAGUUUAUAUUAUUUUUUAUCAUAUGAGUGACAUGUUUGUGAAAGAUAAGCAAUAUAAAUGGAAUUGUUACUGCUCAGACAUAGACUUUACAAGUUUUGAAUAUUUUCUCUUGAAGAUGCUGAAUGCAGGCUUAAAGGAAAAUUUGAAACAAGGAGCAGAAGAUGCAUUUAGUUAAGCAAUACUUUACUCCAGCCUUUUCCAAUUAAUGUUGAGUAUUUUAAAUUCCCAGUUCCCAGAUACAGCACUUGGAUUUCCCUAUAUCUGCUGACUUUUUUAAAAAAUAGUAUUUAUGAUGGACAACAAAGGUAGAUUUCUAGUUGGCAGAAAAGAUGCUAAAUUAUGUAUGGCAUGGAUAAUACUAUAACAUACAGCUAUAUUGUUAUCAUGCCAUCCUUUAGACUUUAUCUGGUGGAAACACCAUCAUGCUAGAAAUUAUUCUUUUUGCACUCUCUACAAAUUAGCUUGAACUUUAAGUUCAACCAGUUCAACACUAGGAUAUGAGCAAUAGGGCUUAGCUGCUUGAUAUUAUUACAGAAUACUGUGCAGGUUUGGUUAAUGGAUUUCUUUGUUGAAUGUUGUUAUGUGCUAAAAGCAUAUUUUAUUUUGAGUUGAGUAGCAAUAAGGAUUUAAUGCUAAAAUCUGGGAUGUUGUUUGCCAUGGAUUGUGCAAUAUCAAAUGGAUUUUGAACUAAAAUCCCAUAAUAUAUUAAUAAUGAGUAUUCUCAGUCUAUUUUACUGUAGAAAUUUAAUAGAAUACUUAUCUUUUUUCAAACAUUGGUUUAUUUCAUGUAUAAAAGUAACAUAAAAAGGAUGCUGUCAAAUAUACAAAAAAUGUAUUAAA